UUUUGAAAAUAUGUUUGUUUUAAUAAUACGGUCUUAAAAGAAUUUUUAAAACUAGUUAGUUCAUCACGGUUUUGGAGAUCAGGCAAGAAGUUUUGGAAUUCUCAACCAAACGGAUCGUUAAUUUCUAAUUAUGCUCCAGCCUCCAGCUCCACUGCAAGUUUGUAAAUAUUUUCCUCCAUUGCGAGGAAAACUGGUUGUAAAAUUUCAGUCUCUUUUUUUUUUUUUUUUUUUUUGGUUUGGUAGACAUGCUGAUGCAAUAAAACAAACAGAUCUGGAAAAGAUGCUGUAGGGUCCUACUUUUAGAAUUCUUUGCAUCAUCCCACGGGAAAGCCUUGAAUUGAAAUCUGCCAAGCGACGUCGCACAGUGUCCGCGGGGACAACAUCAAUUCUCGCGCCAACGCAACUAGCACUUUGAUCUUUGAAGGCUCGCCAAUCCAAAGUCCCUGCGUCGACGGCCACGAAUUUGCCGACACCCACGCGCGCGCACACAAAGUCUUCCUUUCCACCGACGGUAGAGUUGAAUUAAUUUGAGCCUUCAAUCUCGAAGAAUUACGGUGGGCGUACAGUACAACUGUGGAAGUACUUUUUUCUCUUCUACUUUUACUUUGUUUCUUAAAAUAAAGCGAUAGAAGCAAGCGGCAAGUCUGAAGUCUCUGGCUGGAGCGAUUUGACAAGUGAUAUUUAAUGAAUCGUCUGUAUAGUAAAGUGAAAUUUUAUACUUAUAAUUUAUUUUUCUUUAACAUAAUUGAAAAUACAAAUAUUGAAGAUAGCUAAGGAUAUUCAUCUCAAAUCUGAAAUCCCCUAUCAAUAUCUAUGAUUCUUGUAAUUAAAGCUCCCUAAUCAAACAAACUCUAUGGUGUGCCUCGCCACACCGAAUCAUCACGAUUGAUGUUCAACAAAGGCGUAGACAAGGGGACCAUCUCCGCCGUGCCCAAAUCUCGAUGAUUUUUUCCCUCCAACAGUUAAAAAAAAAAAAAAUUCCGCUUUGCGGCUCCCAAUAACAUUUUUCAUGUUUUCUUAUUGUCCCAAAUACAAUAAACUUGGUUAAAAAGACUUGAGACUUCGUUGAUUCCCAAAACUCAAGGAUUAAUCCUGUUUCGUCCACUUCCCACUCCGUUUUUGUGAUUUUCGCACUCUGCAGAGUCCUAUGGGGCUUCUUCUGGGGCUGGCUUUCUUGGUUCUUCUGCUCUGGGUUGCUGCCGUUGAAGGUUCUGACAGCCUCCUCUCUCCCAAGGGUGUUAACUAUGAAGUGGCUGCGUUGAUGUCUAUGAAGAGUAAAAUGACAGAUGAACGCCACGUGCUUGAUGGCUGGGAUAUAAAUUCUGUUGAUCCCUGCACUUGGAACUUGGUUGCUUGCUCUCCUGAAGGCUUUGUGGUUUCCCUUGAAAUGGCCAGUACGGGUUUGUCAGGUACACUUUCGCCGAGUAUUGGAAACUUGAGCCACCUUCAGACAAUGUUAUUGCAAAACAACCAAUUGUCUGGUUCUGUUCCAUCUGAGAUUGGGAAACUUUCAGAAUUGGUAACCCUUGACCUUUCUGGUAAUCAGCUCAGUGGUGAAAUUCCAAGCUCUUUGGGUUUCUUGACCUGUCUAAAUUACUUUUGCAGGCGACUUAGCAGGAACAAUUUAUCUGGACAGAUUCCUGGACCUGUUGCAAAUCUUACAGGUCUAUCAUUCUUGGACUUGUCAUUUAAUAACCUCAGCGGUCCUACUCCAAAAAUACUGGCUAAAGGCUACAGUAUUACGGGGAACAGCUUUCUCUGCUCUUCAUCUUCAGCACAAAUUUGCAUGAAUGGUGCAAAGCCUGUCAAUGUCACAUUUUCAGAUCGGAAAGGUAGCAAUCACCGUCGAUGGGUUAUAUCGGCUGUGGUAGGAGUCAGUUGCACAUUUGUGGUUUCUGUCAUGCUGCUUGUCUGUUGGGUGCAUUGGUACAGAUCUCGCCUUCUAUUUACAUCAUAUGUGCAGCAGGAUUAUGACUUUGAUAUUGGUCAUCUGAAGAGAUUUUCAUUCCGGGAACUGCAAAUUGCUACGAGCAAUUUCAGUCCUAAAAACAUCUUAGGACAAGGUGGAUAUGGAGUUGUCUAUAAAGGAUAUCUUCCAAACAGGACAAUUGUGGCAGUCAAAAGGCUGAAGGAUCCAAAUUUUACUGGAGAAGUCCAGUUUCAGACUGAAGUCGAGAUGAUAGGCUUGGCUUUGCACCGGAACCUUCUGCGUUUAUAUGGCUUCUGCAUGACAGCUAAUGAGAGGCUACUUGUUUAUCCUUAUAUGCCAAAUGGAAGUGUUGCUGAUCGCUUAAGAGAUACUGGGCGGGAGAAGCCAUCUUUGGAUUGGAACAAGCGCAUGCAUAUUGCCCUUGGUGCUGCCCGUGGACUUCUCUACUUACAUGAGCAAUGCAAUCCAAAAAUAAUUCACAGGGAUGUGAAAGCUGCAAACAUUCUUCUUGAUGAUAGCUUUGAAGCAGUAGUUGGGGAUUUUGGCCUGGCUAAGCUGUUAGAUCUGAGAGACUCACAUGUCACAACUGCAGUGCGGGGUACUGUCGGACACAUUGCACCAGAAUAUCUUUCAACUGGGCAAUCUUCUGACAAAACUGAUGUCUUUGGAUUUGGCAUACUGCUUUUGGAACUCAUAACAGGACAAAAGGCAUUAGAUGCAGGAAAUGGUCAAGUUCAGAAGGGAAUGAUCCUUGAAUGGGUUCGAACCUUGUAUGAGGAGAAAAGACUGGAGGUGCUGGUGGAUAGGGAUCUGAAGGGAUGUUUUAGUGCUGAAGAGCUAGAAAAAACAGUAGAACUCGCCUUGGAUUGUACUCGAUCAAGUCCCAACCUCAGGCCAAAGAUGUCACAGGCUUUGAAGGUCCUAGAAAGUAUUGCUGGGCAACCCGGACAAAUGGAGGAAUCACAUGGUGGAAACAACAUCGAGGGUCGAACUUGUAGUUUCGCAAGAAACUACAUUGAUGUCCAUGAAGAGUCUUCAUUCAUUAUGGAACCCAUUGAGCUUUCUGGGCCCAGGUGACAAUGCAGUUUUCCUUAUGCAGGUUGUUCAUGUUCAGAAUCAACAUAGCAUAUAGACCUUUUUUUCUUCCCGCUGAUAAUGGAGCAAGACUAGCAUAUCAGUCCACCAUGUACAGGGUAGACACUGUCUGAAAAACAAUGCCAAGUGUAUAUGUUUAGACGAAACAAAUUUCUCCAAGGGAUUAGCACACUGAAUGUAUUUUGAGGUAGUUCCAACUAUAAUUGGGAAAAUUUUUGGCAACUAAUACAAAACUAACUCAUGACAUGCUUGUUGAGUGUAACACAAGGGUUCCUCACGUGUAAGAAGCAAGUACUCACAACAAUAGAUAUAUCCAAUGCUGUCACUUUGCUUCUGUUUAUAUGCAUGUGAUCAAGGGGUGGUUAGAAUAAGAUGUUAGCAAUAAGUAGUUGCCCUAAGUUGUGUUCAGCCAUGGAUAAGAAAGGCCGAAUGAUAUCAAUCUGGUUUGUUUGGUUGGUUGGUGCGUGCAAAACCAUUUGGCACCACACAUCCCUAGAUGGUGGAUGAUGUUGCUAACUUUUGUGUAUGGGGUGGACAAUCAUUUGUCCUUAUUGAAGGGUCAGUGCUUCCUCCAUUUGAAGGGAACAGAUUGGGUUUCAGUCACUUGGUGAGAUAUCUACUCGCUAGAGAUGAAUCACAUUCAGAUUUUUAAACAAUUGUUCCAAGCAUUUCUUCAACUCUCUUUUAAGCCUCAAACUUGCCCGUAUCUACCUCCUAAUAUUCAAUGUAUAAUUAUGAUAUCACAAUUCAGUUGUAUCUUAUCAUGCGUGAGUUUUAUACGCGACAGCGAUAGAGAAUAAUUUAUGAUCGUAUAAUUCGAGCAAUUGUAUACUUAAUAGUGAGUUGAGUCGUAUUAAUGGUCAAGAGUAUGUCAUCCAAUGAGGAUGCCGUUUCCGCCACUCAAGGCAUCGCAACAGUAGUUAGUUCGUUUACUUCAUUCAGAUCAUUCCCUCUACUUCUUCUCUUGCAAUUAUGACCUUAAAACCCACUUUUGAAGUAAAUUCAACACCCUCCACAUGAUGUUCGGUAAUAUUUUUGUCUAGAAUGACGACAGGUAGCCAAAUGCAGCUGCUAAUGGGUUUAGAAGACAUUUUUGCCCCCUCGGCAACUUCUGCCGCUACCAUGUUCGUAACCCUUUAUAUCCCAAUUUUUAGUAUCACGCUCACGGGAUAUCACAAUCCAACAUACCCCUCUUACCCAUAGUUUGGGUGAAGUGACAAGGGCAAAUGAAGCGCCUGGAAGCGAAGCAAAUGGAAGGCCUUUCCGACAAAGCAAGAUGUAGACGAAGUAACAAACAGAUGGGGCGCACAUAGCUUACAAGUGCACUCCUGGCUGUUCCUUAUUGGAUAAGAGAAAGGGUCAAUCGUUAUUCCGUCCUCGCUUUUUUAUGAUUAUCUUUUUAGACAGGGAGUAGUUGAAUCAAGAAAGAAAAGGCAAACCCUCCGAUUUACUGAAGAAAAGCACAUUUUUGUGCGACCAUGUGGCGGGUGUGAACGGCCAAUCUCUGCGUUGAUGGGAAGGAUUUAGUUGCUCCCUGGUUAGGUGAUCUUAUUCCUCGGAGGAGGAAAAGGAGUCAUGGGCGAUGAAUCGAGUGAUGGGCAGGUAAUUGAUGUGGAAGUGAAACCAGUUGAUUUGGGCAAUCCAGGGAAUUGUAAGAGUCCGAGGAAUUCAAUUGAUCAGAAUCAUCGUGGUGUUUCUCAGACUGUAAUUGUGAUGAAAUCUGAUGAGGAAGGGGAAAGCAGGAAUGGACAUUCAAAUGGGCAUUCAGAUGUGUUGAGGAAAAUAAAGGACUCAAAAGAGGAUAAAAAAUCUUGUGUUAUUGAUGUCAACUGUGGCGUAAAUAGACAAUUUGGCGAGAAGUUGGAUGGGGAAAGGGUUUGUAGGAUUUGCCAUUUGAGUUCUGAUCCCUCGGCAUCCGAAACACCACCACGACUGGUGACAACUGCUACUACUAGUGUCACUCCGGUGACGGAUGCCAAAGAUGGUUUGAUGCAGCUUGGUUGUGGAUGUAAAGAUGACCUCGGGAUUGUGCAUUCAACUUGUGCAGAAACCUGGUUUAAGCUUAAAGGGUACAGGCAGUGUGAAAUUUGUGGUGAGACGGCAAGAAAUGUUACAGGUGUUGGCGAUUACAGAUUUAUUGAAGAGUGGACUGAGCCAAGCAGAUCUCAUGCUAUCGCUAUUAACUUGCCUGAUGGGCGUAGAAGGUGUUGCCGGGGGAAGCCAUUUUGUAACUUCCUCAUGGCAUGCCUGCUAAUAGCCUUCGUGCUGUCGUGGUUCUUCCGUGUAAAUAUGUUAUGAUAGAAGCAAGUAAGGAUUGUUGCCGAACCUCCUAAUGAUUCACGAGGAGGAGGUGCCAUUGGAUGAUAAUUUAGGCAACCUCUUUGGUUCUGAUGCGAUGGACGAAGGGUCAGGUCCAAAUACCAAAGUUGUUGCUGCGCCUGUUUAUGGACUCUGGCUUGGAAUUGGCAUAGAUUUUCUUACUGCAGGUAGGAUAGACGGUUAGAUAAAAAUUAGCUUGGAAUUUCGUGUCUUCUCUUCUCUUCCCCCUUUUAUUGUUUCCUUCUCAAGCCUCCAGCAUCUUUGCACUUCACUAGGCAUAUUGUAAUGGAAUUCAUAUCUGUUUAUGGAUACUCUGUGUUGGGACUCUUA
Diospyros lotus (date-plum) is the source of this 5674-nucleotide messenger RNA. RefSeq names its product probable LRR receptor-like serine/threonine-protein kinase At5g45780. The record is from RefSeq and is a predicted model, not a curated record. Gene Ontology annotation, molecular function: protein binding; ATP binding; protein kinase activity. Bases 1148 to 3007 code for a protein of 619 amino acids. Gene Ontology annotation, biological process: protein phosphorylation. The transcript has 13 exons. Lineage: Eukaryota; Viridiplantae; Streptophyta; Magnoliopsida; Ericales; Ebenaceae.